CCGGGCCGCUGCCCGCGCCUAUAUAAGGCUGGCGUGAGGGGGUUCGGGCCGCGCCAGCCCGGGACGCCUGGCUCUGCUCGCUCCGCUCCGCUCGCCAAUCGCCUCCAGAGCUCCAGGCAUGGCCCCAAGUACCGUGGCGGUGGAGAUGCUCAGUCCCAAGGAGAAAAACCGACUGCGGAAGCCGGUGGUGGAGAAGAUGCGUCGGGACCGCAUCAACAGCAGCAUUGAGCAGCUGAAACUGCUGCUGGAGCAGGAGUUCGCGCGGCACCAGCCCAACUCCAAACUGGAGAAGGCCGACAUCCUGGAGAUGGCCGUCAGCUACCUGAAGCACAGCAAAGGUGAGCUAGGCGCCUGCGCCCGUGUCCUGCUCCCCACCGGUGUGGCUCCCACCGCGCGCGCCCCACUCAUGCCGCUCGGUCUCCCCACAGCCUUCGCCGCGGCCGCCGGCCCCAAGAGCCUGCACCAGGACUACAGCGAGGGUUACUCGUGGUGCCUGCAGGAGGCGGUGCAGUUCCUGACCCUGCAUGCAGCCAGCGACACGCAGAUGAAGCUGCUUUACCACUUCCAGCGGCCCCCAGCUCCCGCCGCGCCUGUCAAGGAGACCCCGACGCCCGGCGCUGCGCCCCAGCCGGCGCGCUCCUCCACUAAGGCCGCCGCCUCCGUCUCCACCUCGCGCCAAUCUGCCUGCGGCCUCUGGCGGCCCUGGUGACCCAGCGGCCGACGGGUGCCUGGAGCUGACCAGAGGACCAGCUCGUUCCUCUGUUCCUCUCGAUGUGGGAAGACAUUCCCCAGCCGCGUUUCAGCCCCAGGUUGGCCGCAACCUUCUUCCGAAGGCUCCCUCCCCAGGCUGGCUGGCCAGCAAGGGGGGUCAUUCUUAGAGAAUGUGCGUGCAGAGUUGUCAUUUGGGGAUAAUCAGGGUCCACCCUCUGCCGCCUGUCCGACCCCAUGGGGUUGUUUUGUGUUUGCAUUUCAGCAAGUGACUUCUGCGAAGUUCCCGGUCGGUUUCCACCGGGUGUUCUAUGAUAUUUGUAGAGUUGGGGGUUGGUUGGCUCACCCCAGCCCAUAGAGUAGAGGACUUUCUUCAGGGCCCGUGACUGCUGGGCAAGCGCCCUGCGGGCGGGCUGUGCCCUGGGCACAUUUGCCUUUUGUGAAGGCGGAACUGCAGGUGUUUCCUCAGAGGAAAGCACUCAGCCUGCGUGGGUGUAGGACCCCUGGGACCUCACCUUAAGGUCCACAUGGCCUUGGCUGUCUGGUGCGCGCUCACAGUGGGCUGUCUGGGAGGGUGGGGUCUCCACGACGAUCCUCAAAGGAUUCCUUUGUAUGGGAGGGUGCGUGUGGGCACAAUUUUGUACUUAGAAUUUGAACUCUUGGUUAUGUGGGAGAACACAAGCUGUUCUGAAGGCUUCUAAUAAAAUAUCAAGCCCUAUGCCAUGUCUGUGCCUCUCUGUGCAUGUCUGUCCUUGGCAGCCACAGGGGUGGCCUGCCUCCCUCGUAAAUGGAGGUGGAACAGUGGGAUCUACCAUGUUUCCAAACCGGGAUCAGGACGGGUGCUUGCUGGUGGUCCUCUGACAGAGAAAAAGAGAGGGCAGGAGGAGCAUAUAGAGCUGUUGAUGCUCUCACUGUGAACAAGACCUGGGUAGCUGCUGCGGUUCCCACUAGCUCCCAGGAGGGGGUCGGGGACGGGAUCCUAACAACUGCAGACCCUCUGCUCUGUGCACUGAGAGGAAGCUGAAGGCCUAGGUGGAUCUCUUGCUGCAGCAAGAGGCUCGGCUGUGCCAAACCUGAGAGAGUAUCUGGUCCAGCUCCCGCUUCCCUUAGUAUACCUGCUUAGCUAUUUCAUAAACACCCUCCCUCCCACAAGGUGACUAGGGCCAGGGCCGACCCAUUCCAUUCAGCCAUGAACCUGGUAGGUAUGGUCCAUUGUCUGAGACAGGCUGUCUGUCUGCUUUAAGGUAGGCUAUAGCAGGUCGGUCAAGUUCACAGCUUCCAGGUGUCCCAAAGGCAAAACCCACGGAGCAAAGAGUGGGGAGGAUCUGGGUGUGUCUACAUGUCUUCUGAGUGACAAAGCCACAGAUGUGGCCCCUGCCCUGACUCUAACCUUUCCCACCCCACCCCCUUAUUCCUUUCUAUCUACUCUGCCAGUGACCACCUGAGGACCCUGCUGAGGCCCACACAUAGCAAGCAAGGACAGACAGCCUCAUCCGCAUUCAUUUAGCUUACCACAGGAGCAGCAGAGCAUCUAUGAACAGGGAAGGAGGCCACUGUCCUUGUGGAGUGUCCUUCUAAACACAGGCCUGAAGCUGCUGGGUCGCCUCACUCUCAGGAGCCCUGCCACCCUGGAGCAGGCUCUCCCAUCCAGAAUAUGUCCACUCUGUUGGUAUGCACAUACAAAGCUUCCUCCUCCCUGAAUCAAUCUAGAUAUAUGGUGACUGAGCCUGUACAUCGCCUCAAACCUGUGCUCCAGGAACCGGGCAAGUCAGUCAGUGUCAGCCUGCAGACAGAACCUGAGAGCAAGAUAUUAAGUUACGAGAAGGGCCUCUUGGAGGACACAGUGCUCUCUCUCAAGGGACCUAAGUCAACAGGCACUGCAGAUCACCUCCACUUUGAAACCCUGCCCCCUCUUCCAGGCACCCCCCACACACACACACUUUCUGCAGAUUGUCAUUGAAGUGCCGAUCUUCCCAGUUUCAGACACAUGUCUCUAUCCCAUAUCCCUUCCCUAUAGCUGGGCACUCCUCGAGAGUAGAGUCCUUAAAACUACUCCAGUUUACAUGGGAGUUUUAGCACUGAAGGUCACGCGUCCUUGGGAAACCAGGAUGAUGGGGUGACCCUAGCAGAAACCACAGCAGCUUGCAGGGUCAACCUCACAGCAGGAGAUCUGAAAGCAGGAUCGCCAAGCUCAACCCAACUUAGCAUCUAGCCAGCUCAGUGAAAUAAUAUUCCAGAAGCUUGAUAUUGGUAGUUUGGAGAAUAACGGCCCUCUCUUCCGCAGUUCUGGUCCCUAGGACAUUUGUAUAGGAUGGUCCGGUGGCCCGGCCUCUCGCACAGGCGGAGGGGGCGGAGAUCAUUAGCAUAAUUUAUGCACGCGGUCGUUUAGCAGUCAAUUAUAUGCGCAUAUAUUUCCAUGGCUGAUGAGGCUGGCCGGGCACUUUCAAAAUGGCGGAGCGUGGAGCGAGUGGCGGCGGGAGCGGCGGGGACAGUCUGGACAAGAGCAUCACGCUGCCCCCCGACGAGAUCUUCCGAAACCUGGAGAACGCCAAGCGCUUCGCCAUUGAUAUAGGUAGACACGGACCCGGUACUCGAGAGGGUGGCCAGAGCAGUGGGCACGGGAGGCCAGCGGGGGCGGCGGGAAGGACGAAGGGCGGGGGUGCGGGCCAUGCGCACAGCCUCAC
Rattus norvegicus (Norway rat) is the source of this 3392-nucleotide messenger RNA. The record is from RefSeq and is a predicted model, not a curated record. NCBI's taxonomy places the organism in Eukaryota, Metazoa, Chordata, Mammalia, Rodentia, Muridae.